CUUUCGGUCUGCAACAUUUUCAAUUUAUGAAUGUACAACUGUUUGUUUAUUUUGUUGACCACUGACCGAAAAAAAUAAAUACAAAUAAAAUAUCAUUACAGUGGAUGUCAGGUGUCGAUCCACCAAUGGCGUUUGUUUACAUUUUGAUGCCGGUGAGCUACGCCCUGAGGAGGUCACGUGACACCCGUGACGCAGUCGCGCCGCUGCCCCCUCAUAUGAGGAGGUGGCGCCGAGACAUGUGGAGCAGUGGCCGGCCAGACCAGACCAGACCGCAGUCAGACCAAAGAGGAGGAUGAUGAAGUGCUGGGUGUGGAGCAUGGCGUGCAGCGCCCCCUUGCUGCUGCUGCAGGUGUUGGCCACCUACCAGGGGUCACCCGCCAGGAGCUUUGCACAGAGCAGGGGCCACGGACACGCGCCCACCAGGACCCUCGACCUCGCAAGUACGUGCGCCUGAGACCCAGUUCACAGAAGUGACUACACGUAUAGAGGAGGGUAUCACUACCACUACCAGCCACCAAGGAUCCCUCCACCGGUAGUGUAUCCGCCUUUUCCUCUAUCUCCUCCAGUGACUUACCACAGACACCCGCAAGCCCCCAUGUGGCCCUAUCAGCACACAUUCAAGGGCCCACUGGUACCACAGGUACCCCACAUAUACAAAGGUCCUGUAGCGCACCGUCCCCAGCAUAAAAUCAACGGCCUCUUACCUUACCACUCAAAAAAAGGUCCUUGCCCGACAAAAUCCAACCCCACAGUAGCGACUACGCCUGUGGUGUACCUUCCGACUGUACCUCCCACCCUGAGGCAAACCACACAACCGACCUUGCCACCGACUACUACAACCCCCAAGCCGGUGGUGACCACCACGGCGGCGCCUGCCGUUGAGACCACCGCUGCAGUGCCGGUCAGUACCACAAGCGACCCCAUGACCACCGUCAGUCCUGUGGAGACAGAGACAGACUCUCAGUGCAGGAGCCGGCCCUUGGACCUGGUCUUUAUUAUCGACAGCUCGCGCAGCAUUCGUCCGAGCGAUUUCGAGAAGGUCAAGAUAUUCCUGGCGGACAUGGUGGACACGUUGGUCGUGGGCUCGGACGCCACAAGAGUAGCGGUGGUCAACUACGCCAGCACGGUCAAGAUCGAGUUCCUGCUCAAGGACCACUUCAACAAAGCCGACAUGAAGAAGGCCAUCUCUCGGAUCGAGCCCCUGGCGGCAGGCACUAUGACAGGUUUGGCCAUCAGGACGGCGUUGAACAAAGCCUUCAUCGAGCAGUCCGGAGCCCGGCCUCGCUCGAGGAACAUCGCCAAAGUGGCCAUUAUUGUGACGGACGGGAGACCUCAGGACCAAGUGGAGGAAGUAUCCGCCACCGCCCGGGCUGCGGGCAUCCAGAUCUACGCGGUCGGGGUGGACCGCGCCGACAUGGCGUCUCUGAGGCAGAUGGCCAGCUUACCGUUGGAUGACCACGUCUUCUACGUGCAGACCUACGGCGUUAUCGAGAAGCUCACCUCCGAGUUUCGGGAGACCCUGUGCGGUCUGGACCCCUGUGUCAUUGGAAACGACUGCGAGCACACCUGUGUCAACAGCGACACGUCCUACUACUGCAAGUGCCGCCAUGGUUAUACCCUGAAUGCGGACCAGAGGACGUGUUCCCUGAAACAGGUGAAAGUGGAGGUGGUGGUGGUGGAUCCUUGCAAGUGUGAAGCCAGGCUGGCUUUCCAGAAGCAGACGCAGGCAGCCAUGCACCAGCUCACUGCCAAACUAGCUGAUGUGGCAGCAAGGAUAGAAGGUCUGGAGAAGGAGCUUGGUCGAGCGUAAAGCUCUCACAAAGAGACGUCCAGUGGGUGUGGGAGACAUGGACUGCUGCAACACACACAUGUGCUGAAUGGAUGUCAAGCAUGCAGCUUGUACACGUUACUAAUCACAUCUACACUUCUACUGUAUAUACUACUUUCUAUUAUUGUUACAUGCAUUUAAUCACUAUUAUUUCUUUUUAUAUGCUCUACAUUAAAUGUAUCUAUUUAAUCUCCUUUGUUCAUAAAUAUUAUGAAGUGAUAUAUACAUAUACUGUACACACUAUGUAUGUUUUGUUUGCAGAGAAAAUGUAAAUAAACUCAUCAGGAA
This is a messenger RNA of Entelurus aequoreus (snake pipefish), 2116 nucleotides long. RefSeq names its product matrilin-3-like. Lineage: Eukaryota; Metazoa; Chordata; Actinopteri; Syngnathiformes; Syngnathidae. Gene Ontology annotation, molecular function: calcium ion binding. The record is from RefSeq and is a predicted model, not a curated record. The transcript has 8 exons. Bases 596 to 1810 code for a protein of 404 amino acids.